GACUUGGACGGGUGGGUAGCAACAGUUGCCCCGGUGAGGACGAGGCGCCAUAGUCACGGUAGUCCUGGCGACAAGAACCAAGCAACGGGAAUCAACAACAACAACAAUAACAACAACAACAAUCUAAACUAUUAAGGAAUUAAAAAAAAAAACCUCAGCAAACAACCAGCACGGACUACAAGUAACGCAGGGUUUCGGCUGUGCUCGUAAUGGCGACUCCAGGCUACACAGAGGAGCUCCAGCCCUCCCAGCCUCAAGGCGGCAGCGUGACCACGCCGAAAAGCGGCCAGCAAAAAGCCAGUCCCACCGUCACGCCCACGUUCCUCCCAGACAUGCAGAGCUCGUCCAGCUCCUCCCCUUCACAGGCAGGCCUUUCCUCUAGAAUAACACAGACCACACCUCCGGCGAUCCUCAAGAAGGCCGUUCUGGCCACGCCCACUCAGGUUACAGCGGCGGCGGCGCAGUACGCCGUGUCCGAGAUUCAGAGCUCCGCCUCCGGGUCCAGCAACGGGCAAAACACACCACAGUACAUAGUGGUGACCGUUUCAGAAGGCUCUAUCCAUUCGAACGAUUCGGUGUCGGAUUCCAGUCCACCUCCCACCGUCCAGACGGGUGUGCCGACACACGUGGUGCAGACUGCACAGCAGAGGUCAGUAGUGCAGACCACAGCCAAGAGCGGCCAGCACGGAGUCGGCAACCUGCACAUUACUCCUGAGAUCUCUCAAGUAGGGCAUGUCUACUCCAGCCAGGUUCAGUAUGGGGAUGGAGACAGCAACUACAACAACACAUCCAUUCGUUCCAGCACGUACCCCUUCACAGAGUCCUCCCUCUACGGCCAGGCCACGCCCUCUGGCCCGUACUAUGAUGAUCCACCCACAUCCGGGUCACAAGUCUCCACCCCUGUGACUUCGCAGCCGGUUUCCGUGACGACAGGAUUCUCAGGGGGUGGUACUGGGGUGACGGUGGUAUCAGGAGCAUCUUCUUCAGGUGGGGGGGGAGGCGGGGCUGGAACCGGCGUUGUGGCUGGGGGAGGGGCUGGGGGUGUGGCCAGCGCAGGAGGGGCGGGCGGUUAUGUGGUUCCCGGCACCUACGUGAUGGGAAGCGGAGGCCAGAAUUACACGCACAACAUACGCGCCUCACCUGCUACUGUGCAGUGGCUAUUGGAUAACUACGAGAAGGCAGAGGGUGUGAGUCUGCCGCGCUGCACGCUCUACUAUCACUACCUGCUUCACUGUCAGGAGGCCAAGCUGGAGCCCGUCAACGCUGCCUCCUUCGGCAAACUCAUUCGCUCCAUGUUCGUUGGCCUACGCACUCGCCGACUCGGCACCAGAGGGAACUCGAAGUACCACUACUACGGCCUUCGGAUCAAGAGCAGCUCCCCCCUGCACCGGCUCGUGGAGGACCAGCAACACCUGGCCAUGAGACAACAGCCCUUCUCGCAUAAGCACAGGAUAAGACCGGUGCAGAAAGUUGAGGGGAUGACCAAUGGGAUGGCCGUGGGGGCGGGGCAAGGAGCAGGCCAGGGGGUGGGGCUGUUCGAUAUCAGCUCCCAAAUCCAGCAGUAUCAGCAGUUUUUGGAUGCGUCUCGCUCUCUGCCUGAGUUUCCAGAGAUUGAUCUCCAGGGAAAGGCCCUGCCAGAAGGGAUUCUUCUGGAACAUAUCCGAGCCUUCCAGCAGCUCUACCGGGAGCACUGUGAGGCGAUAGUGGAUGUGAUGGUGAACCUGCAGUUUCCUCUGGUUGAGACUCUGUGGAAAAGCUUCUGGAGAUUCAGCGAGGGGCAGACCAACGAAGCACUCGACCUUCACAGUGAAUCAGAGAAGCGACUGCCGAAAGCAUGUCUGGUUCUGCUGUGCCAGUACGAGCCGGUUCUGCAGUGGAGCCGCAACUGCGACAACACACUCUACCAGACGCUAGUGGAGAUCCUCAUCCCCGAUGUGCUCACACCUAUACCCAGUGCCUUAACACAAGCCAUCCGCAACUGUGCCAAGAGUUUAGAGAACUGGCUCACCAGUGCCAUGAUGAACAUUCCAGAGGAGAUGGUCCGCAUUAAGGUGGUGUGUGCAGGGGCGUUUGCGCAGACGUUGCGCAGAUACACUUCUCUGAAUCACCUGGCUCAGGCGGCCAGAGCCGUACUGCAGAACUCGGCCCAGAUCACACAGAUGCUCAACGACCUCAACCGCGUGGACUUCAACAACGUGCAGGAGCAAGCGUCGUGGGUGUGUGCGUGUGAAGAGCGCACGGUGCAGCGGAUCGAGCAGGACUUUAAGAUGACGCUGCAGCAGCAGAAGUCUCUGGAGCAGUGGGCCGCGUGGCUGGACAGCGUCGUCACACACGUCCUCAAACCCUAUACGUCCAGCCCGUCCUUCACCAAAGCAGCCAAACUCUUCCUGCUCAAGUGGAGCUUCUACAGCUCGAUGGUGAUCAGGGAUCUAACUCUGCGCAGCGCGGCCAGUUUCGGCUCGUUCCAUCUCAUCCGGCUGCUAUAUGAUGAGUACAUGUAUUACCUGGUGGAGCACAGAGUCGCUCAGGCCAAAGGAGAAACACCCAUCGCUGUUAUGGGUGAAUUUGCAAACCUAGGCCGGAACGACAGCGCAGCAGACGCAGACAAAGAAGAGGAGGAAGAGGAAGAGGACGAGAGCGACGAAGACCAGAUGCCUAUUCCGGUCAGUUCGACUGCUAUGGGGGAGGAGUCUCUGGAACCGCCCGCCAAAUUAGCCAGGACGGAUCUGUUCAACAGCACGCACAACUAACACACACACACACACACACACACACACACAUACACUAUUCAACACCACUUACAGCUCAUACACUCACAUAAACCUGGUCAGAGAGUUAUUACAUAUGAUCAUUACACAUCACUGAUACACACACACACACACACACACACACAUAUAUACAGAUUUAGCUUUGUGUUCUAUCCUCUCUCUUAGUGCCAUGCAGUCGUUUGCCUUAUUCAUUAUUGCCUUUUGAGAGAACUGUUCUAUCUGCCAUAGUGUAUCAAUGUUUAAUGCCUUAAAUUAAUUUGAGUGAUAUGCCUUAUAUACUUAUACAUCACAUCCCGUUCGUGUGAGAGUAUUUACAUGCAUAUGCACACACACUGCCAGUUUAAACGUUUUUAGAAAAUCAUGGAGUUUGCGCUUUUAUUACAGUUUCAUCACUGUCACAAUCCGAAAACCUACACCAUGACAACUCAAUACAGACAAACUUACAGAUUAUGAUUAAUGACACCCCAGUGCUGUCGAGCUCUCGAUUCUGACUGGAUCACAGGUUUAUAUUAAUGCGCUCAUCGUUUCUAUAGUAACAGCUCACUCACAGAGACUUGUCUGGAGGACGCUUCAUGUAAUCUAAGCCUAGAAAUGAAUGGAUUCAAAAAAUGUGCUAUUUAACAUAGAAUCGUUAAUAUGGUGACGUUUUCUGUAAGGAGAUGUUUAUUUAACCUUUAAGAAAGGAGUCUCCAGUGUCAGUGUUUUGUAAAAAAAAGUAAGUUUUCUGACACGGGAAAGUCUUCAGGGCUUUGCACUUUAUGGUUUCUUGGUAACAAGACGAAUUGUGUUUUUUUUUGUCUUAUCGAAGAGAAGAAAGAAGAGAAGCUGGCGAGGGAAAGACUGUGUAUAGCUGCUAUAACGCAAGCGAGAACAGGAAAUAACUUGUCUUUAACAUGAAAUGUAACUAUAAAUGGAUAAUAAGCACAAUGUGUCAUUCUUUUAUAGAGUGAAAAUUGGGGUCAUUUGCUAGUGGCUGAAAACACUUCCUGUUUGCAUCAGGAUGUAUCACACCAUCCGAUUGUGGAUUAUUUUCCUACAACAGCAUGCCCUGUUGUGUUUUAUUCCUUACAGAGGCACUUUCAAAUCUCUCAAGGUUUUUAUUAAAGGUGAAGUUUCUAAUCUUGAAAAAUGUUUUCUAGCGCUACAGUUAGUACAUACAUUAUCAUAUACAUGACUUGUCUUGACGUAUAAUGGAUCUGGAAAAUGUUUCUCAAUUUUAUAUUUACUAAAAUAUAGGAUAUCCAGAAACCUUUUGACUGGCAGUGUGUUUCUACAUCGACAGAGAGAAUGUCUGCUUAUGUUUUAAAUGACGACAUGUCUGAGAGUUCUGGAGGUUGAAAAAAUGAGAGAAAACUUUAUUUUUGGACGUAAUGCUCUUUCUGACUUUAGCGCUCAGUCAGUCAUCUUGUUUCGCAUCACUUUGCAUAACCUUAAUUUCCUCCAUGCAAGCUGCAGAUUUGUCCCUAUUUUCCAUAAUUAGCUCGUCAUGAUUAGCAUUAAUCUGUGCUAUGAUUCUGACCUGCUCCUGCUAGCUUUAAUGCAUUAUUAGAGAUGCUAGCAUGUGCUUCUACAUUAAGUGAUCUUUGUGACGAUCGAGAUAUUUGACCACAGGUUGGUGGAAUGUAGAAUUGUGAAAGAAGUUGCCUACAAUCAUUGUUUUCUCAAGUCAUGAUUGUUUUAUGUGGAUGCUAACAUGCUAGUACCAUUUGUUCUUUUUUUUUUGUUUGUUUUUUUUGAAAGAGAUCAUGUUUCCAGAAGGCACUGACCUAAAAACAAAUCCAACAGAUGGAUUACCCAUGAUGCAUUGGAGAUUUGUUUACGCAUGAUGCCUUUUUGAGUUGCAGUGUUAUUUUCCAUGAAGCAGACUCUGCUUUUUUUUUUUUUUUUUUUUGCUGUUUUUUUUUGCAUGCUUAUUUGCCAGAAGAGAGAUUUAAGCUCGAUGCCUCAGUGUAAUAAUUGUACUGCUUGUGCCUUUGGAGAAUAACCUCUGACUACAGAGAUCUUUAAAUGGAUGAAUAAAUUAAGACGUUAUAUCGCUUACUAUGCUAUCUGUUGUGCUUUUGCAAACAAAAAAAAAAAAACAUAGCUAUGCAGUAUGAACACCACGGUUCUCCCAGCAUUCAUACCUCCAGGCCAUUUCAUUUCAUUUGCUUGGAUCACUGUAUGCAUCUUUCACACCGUUCAGCCAUUCUGCACGUCUGCAUCCAACUGUUUCCUCUCCAAAACACCAGGAAACAUACAAGCAGCAGGCAUGUGCUGAUAUCAACAUCUGCCUGAUCUUUUGUCACAAUUUAUGCACAAUAUCACAGAAUUGUACUGAAAUAUGUCUCCAUAAUGCUCCUUUACAUCUAUCCAGAAAUAAGGACCUUAUUUUCACUUUUCUGCCAAAAGUAAUUACACCUGAAUGUGCAGAGUAAUUUUAUAUUUACAUUCAUCAAAAUAUCCACAGACUCAAAACUGUGAUUGUGACUGAAAUUACGAGUGCGACCUUCACCGAUCAUAAUGAUGUUCAUGUUGCGAGUUCACAGUUUACAUGCUUACGACUUUUACGCUACAUUUACGAAUAACCUGUUAUUCUGCCAUUCAAGGGUCUUGACUGAAAUAUGUAACUAUCGUAACAUUUUUACAGCCUUGGGGGCAUGGAGAGCAUUAAAAAGUUGAUGGGGCGUGGCCAGGUGGAUGGCUCCAAAGAGCUGAGAGGGCAGGUUUAGGUCAAUAGCUUUAAAAAGUUGAGUGGGUGUGGCCAGGCACAUAGCUUUAUAAUGCUGAGGGGGUGAGAACAAGUGGACACCUCCAGAGAGCUGAGGGAGUAGGGUCAGGUGGAUGGUUCCAGAGAACUAAGAGGACGGGAUCAGGUGGAUGACUCCUGAGAACCAUGUGGACAGGGUCAGGUGGAUGGUUCCAGAGAAAAUUGGGGGAACCGAAGGGUCGGGGUCAGGUGGAUGGCUCUGGGGAACUGUGGGGGAACCGAGUGGUCAGGUAGAUGGCUCUGGGGAACCGUGGGGGAACCGAAGGGUCGGGGUCAGGUGGAUGGCUCUGGGGAACUGUGGGGGAACCGAAGGGUUGGGGUCAGGUGGAUGGCUCCAGAAAAAAUUGGGGGAACCGAAGGGUCGGGGUCAGGUGGUUGGCUCCGGAGAUCUGUGGAGGAACCGAGUGUUCGGGGUCAGGUGGAUGGCUCCGGAGAACUGUUCGGGAACCGAGUGGUCGGGGUCAGGUGGAUGGCUCCGGAGAACUGUGGGGGAACCGAGUGGUCAGGGUCAGGUGGAUAGCUUUUAAAAGUUGAGCAAAGUGGUCAUCUCCAGAAAGCUGAGAGAGUAGAGUCAGGUGCACAGCUCUAGCAAGUUGAGAGGGUGGGGUCAGGUGGAUGGCUUCAGAAAGCUGAGUCAGGUGCACAGCUCUGGAGCUGGAACUUUAGAACAUUUUACAAAUUGCAGCUAUAAAUUUUCAAAUGUCUAUAAUAAAGCUGUGAUACAAAUUAGAAAUUUAUGACUAUGAAUUUACGAUGUACAAUUACUUUUAUCAGAAAAUUCUUACAAAAAUAUGUUCCUUAUAUGCCUCCUGAGUGGGACAGACUGUUAUUUCUGCAAGCUCCCCACCUAGGCAUCCUCACCCUGAAUGAAACAUAGAGAACUGAUAUUUUGAGCGGAUCUUGACAAUAUAAUCGUACGCAUUUUGGCGACAUAGUAUCAUAUAACUGAUUAUCGGCACAAGCCUAACAGGCAGAUAUCGUGUAGGAGAUCAGACAAAUCAUUUUCUGUCAUGUAAAGUGCUGGACACCAAACACACCGUCUUUAUUGUUCACACACACACACACACACACACUGAAUUCUCGUCUGUACACAGUGUCUUUUGUGGUGCGAACCUGUUCCUAAUGGCAGCUGUAAUAGUCAGUUAGCAGCUAAUCUCUUGUGGCUUUAUCGUGGGAUUGGUCAGUGGUUUUAAAGUGACGUGGCCAAUCAGAGCGCUCGAUACAUCAGCAGGUGUGCAAACAUAUUGCAAAAUAUUGUACUAGACAUUUAAAAUGUAUGUAACGUAUUAUUCGAAAGAGAUUUUCACGUGAGUUUUUAAAAGUUGUAUUUCUACAUGAGUUUGUGAAGAUAAUGUUCUAUACAAGUUAAAUUGUCUCACCAGUAAUAUUAUUAGAAAUUUAUAAUUUUAUGAUACUGUUUCUACUAUUAGAGCUUUAUUUGGAGUGUCCUGUAGUUUUUAUUGUGGGAGAUUCACUAUGUAGCUAUCAGUGUAUUUUAUCAGAGAGAAAAUAAAAACCUGAAGUGAAAA
Molecule: messenger RNA, 7046 nt
Organism: Pangasianodon hypophthalmus (striped catfish)
Lineage: Eukaryota; Metazoa; Chordata; Actinopteri; Siluriformes; Pangasiidae
Gene: rfx1b
Product: regulatory factor X, 1b (influences HLA class II expression)
Exons: 18
Coding region: 210-2750 (846 amino acids)
Biological process (GO): regulation of transcription by RNA polymerase II
Cellular component (GO): nucleus
Molecular function (GO): RNA polymerase II cis-regulatory region sequence-specific DNA binding; DNA-binding transcription factor activity, RNA polymerase II-specific
Source: RefSeq, a predicted model, not a curated record